Aspergillus nidulans FGSC A4 is the source of this 873-nucleotide messenger RNA. RefSeq lists its product as uncharacterized. The transcript has 3 exons. Bases 1 to 873 code for a protein of 290 amino acids. NCBI's taxonomy places the organism in Eukaryota, Fungi, Ascomycota, Eurotiomycetes, Eurotiales, Aspergillaceae. The record is from RefSeq and is a predicted model, not a curated record. Gene Ontology annotation, cellular component: nucleolus.
AUGGUCAAACCACUUACAUUCAAAGGCGACAAGCCCAAAUCCAAAAAGCGCAAGAAUCCCUCCUCCACCUCCACCGACUUCUCCGCGCCCGCAAAACUCCCUAAACAAUCACAAUCCUCCUCCGACCUCCGACAAGAUCAAACUCCAUACUCCAACGAAGAAGCCGAAAACACCGCUGAAGACCAAAGUUGGGUCUCCGCGGACACAACAUCUGACAUAUCAGGCCCAAUCCUUAUUGUCCUUCCCUCCGACCCACUGACAUGCAUAGCCUCAGACAUGAACGGAAAGGUCUUCGCAAGCGAGCUGGAGAACCUGAUUGACGGAGAUGCAAGGACGGCCGAACCGCACGACGUGCGGCAAGUGUGGGUUGCGACGAGAGUUGCGGGGACGGAAGGCUUCAGUUUGAAGGGGGCGCAUGGGAGGUAUCUCUCCUGCGACAAAUACGGCCUCUUCAGCGCGACUGCCUCCGCAAUUUCCCAGCACGAGAGCUUUCUCAUCCACCCCUCCCCCGAUAUCCCAGGGGCAUUCUUCAUGCAGACUCAAGGUGGGACAGGGGAGAGCGAUACAUUUGUUUCGGUGAAAGAGGGCGCGAAGGGCGUUGAGAUUCGGGGCGACGAAAAUAGUCUGUCAUUUCAGACGACGCUGCGCGUGCGUAUGCAGGCGCGCUUCAAGCCGAGGAUCAAGGCGAACAAGGAGACGAAGGCGCGGGAGAAGAUUAGUCGGAAGGAGUUAGAGGAAAUUGUGGGCAGGAGGUUGAAUGAGGAUGAAGUCAAGAGAUUGAGGAAGGCGAGGAGGGAGGGAAACUUUCAUGAGGAGGUUCUGGAUGUUAGGGAUUGUCCGUGGAGAAAACGAAUCCUUACUGGCUACAGAUAA